AUGUUGAUAUUGAUUGCUGGAAUUACUGGUACAGUCGGUCAGCCUUGUGCCCAAGCUGCUAUUGCACGAGGCCACGAGGUGCGAGGCAUCGGCCGUGAUCCAGCAAAGCUCCCAUCAGAGCUUCGUCAGAACCUGGAGAGUUUUGUGGUUUCGUCGGGAAUUUACGAUAUACCCUCCUUGGAACGCGCCGUCGCGAACGUGGAUGCGGUCAUUUGCGCAUACGGUUUCCUUCCGGAAGUCUUGGUCGAGGGCCAACUUCUGUUGCUGAGAGCCGCUGAGCGCGCUGGGGUCAAGAUUUUCCAUGCAGCUUCUUGGAAUUACGAUUGGACUUUGGGUUACAUCGGCCAGCACGAGUCUUACGACCCAUAUCUCGCUUUUGAUGCCCAGGUCCGCAUCAGCUCCCGCAUCAAGCCACUCUAUAUGUUCACUGGUAUUAUCGCCGAUUGGAUGUUUUCCAAUCGCCGGGACAAGAUUUGGGAUCGACAGACUAAGACGCUGUCGUACUUCGGCGAUGGCAAGAAAGAAUGGAUCUGUACUACUGCAGAUGACAUCGCGGCAUACACUGUUGAGGCCGUUUCCGCUCCCAAUGCCGACAAAGGCGGUUUUAUCCGGGUCGAAAGCUUUAGAUUUACGCCUGCUCAACUGGUCGAGACUUAUGAGCGCGCGCGAUCUGAAAAGGCACAUUUGAAACACGAGGGCUCACUUGACGACGUCGUUUCGAUGGUCACGAAGGCUCGUGAGACGACCGAUCCUGUCGACCAUGAAGAGUACAUUGGCCUUGGCUAUAUAGAGCACAUGCUGAAAGGAAGUUGGGACUACGAGCCUGUGGAUUGCGACCGUUUCCCCAAUGUGAAGCCAGUCACACUCGAGGAUUAUUUCAAGCAGCAUCUUGAACUGUGA
Penicillium brevicompactum is the source of this 900-nucleotide messenger RNA. RefSeq lists its product as uncharacterized. The record is from RefSeq and is a predicted model, not a curated record. The coding region runs from base 1 to 900 and encodes 299 amino acids. Lineage: Eukaryota; Fungi; Ascomycota; Eurotiomycetes; Eurotiales; Aspergillaceae. The transcript is spliced from 2 exons.